This is a messenger RNA of Colletotrichum costaricense, 150 nucleotides long. RefSeq lists its product as uncharacterized. The record is from RefSeq and is a predicted model, not a curated record. The transcript has a single exon. NCBI's taxonomy places the organism in Eukaryota, Fungi, Ascomycota, Sordariomycetes, Glomerellales, Glomerellaceae. The coding region runs from base 1 to 150 and encodes 49 amino acids.
AUGCCGUGUCUGCGUCGCGCCUUUUCCUGCAUUCUUGUGGCUCCUUGGCUCCCACUCAUUCCUCCAGGCUUCUCUUCAAGCUUCAGGCUUCACCUCCUCUUUUCCAAUCCCUCCACCCGAUCGACAAAGGGGUCCGUAUUCGCUGCUUAG